AUGUGGGAGGUACUGAAGGAGGCAAAGGUCAAGAAGAAGGAUCUGAGUGUAGUAUGGCUUGACCUGGCUAACGCUUACGGAGCGGUACCCCAUGUUCUGAUUGCCAGGGCCCUCCGUUUCUACAACGUCCCUGAGAAGGUUAUCAACAUUAUCCUACGGUACUUCUCCGGGGUAUUCGGAAGGUUCUCCUCAAGAACGGUGACAUCAGACUGGCAGCAGUUUGAGAUAGGAAUCUUCAUGGGGUGUGUGAUAUCAGUCAUCUUGUUUGUCUUGUGCAUGAACCUUGGGCAUGAACACCUAAAGUCGAAGGUUCCGAGAAGCAUUGAGUACAUCAAGGAUGACACACCAAUACCAACUCUGAAGCUGUUUAUGGACGAUAGCUGUCUGACCACCGCACGUGCAGAAGAUAUGCAAACGUUACUCAAUGUGUUUCAGAAGUAUGUGGACUGGUCCAGAUUUAAGUUAAAGUCCUCCAAGUCCAGAGCACUGGUGUUGAAGAAGGGAGUGGCUGUGAGGUGGGUUGAGGAGGUAGUGGUAGGAGAGGAGGAGGUGGAGAGAGAGUUGUGUUUGCAGUUGGGUGGUGAGGUGAUUCCGAAUGUGUCAGAGAAGCCGAUAAAAUUCCUUGGGAGAUGGAUAAGAGUGGAAGGAAAUGACAAAUCAGUCAUCGACUCAACCAAGGUCGACCUUAACACUUUUCUUCGGAGACUCGAUGAAAGUUCCCUUACUGGACUCCAGAAGUGCUGGGGAUAUCAGUACAUGGUCCUUCCAAAACUGAAGUGGCCUCUUGCCAUCUAUGAUAUUCCGUUCACAACAGUUACCAGAUGGGAACAGAAUACCAACAGUUUCCUCAGAAAGUGGUUAGGGGUGGGGCACACUCUUAGUGGUCUUUGUCUGUUCAGUCAAUCAUCCAGUGUGGCCUUACCGGUGAGCAGCUUGACAGAUACAUGGAAGAUACAGAAGUGUCGACUGUUGCAAUCUUAUCAGACAUCUAAGGAUGACCUGAUUAAAGCAGUCCAGCCCCAAGUUCGUUCUGGUAGAGUUUGGAGGCCUGAGACAGAACUGGAAGAGGCCAGAAGAGAUUUGGUCUGUGAAUCGGUGCGAGGGAUGGUGCAACCUCAAAAAAGAGUUGGCAUCGGUUUUGGUGACUGGAAAAAACCUUGGGAGAGGAUGGAUGAGCGGGAAAGAGAGAGGGAGGUUAUGCUGAGAGUGAAGGAGAACAUUGAAAGAGAGAGGGAGGUGCAAGUAGGUUCUCUGGAGAUGCAGAGCAGGUGGGGUGAGUGGAGAGAGCUCGUAAUGAAGACGGAUUUGAGCUGGCAUACACUUUUUAAGUAUGGUGACUCACUUAUUGGGUUCAUGCUAAGUGCUGUGUACGGCACCCUCUUAACCCCCUCUAUGGUUUCCAAGUGGAGUGAAGAUGAGGAUGGGAAGUGCAAGUUAUGUGAGGAGAGGAUGGGCACCAUUCAGCACAUUUUGGCUGGGUGUAAGGUGGCCCUUAGUCAAGGAAGGUAUAGAUGGCGGCACGACAAGGUUCUGAAGCAGAUCUCUGAACAGGUUGUCUUCCAUUGUGAUCGCCGAGUGAACACUUAUAAGAACAAGGCCGGCAAUGGAAGACAGUUCAUUGAUUUUGUUCCUGCUGGGAGGAGAAAAGCAGGUACAGACGACCGGAAGGAGAGUCGUGGUUUUGGGAUCCUGAGUGGGUAUCGGGAUUGGAUAGUGCUGUCAGACCUUGAUGGGCAGCUUAAGUUUCCCAGUGAGAUUGUGGAAACACGGCUGAGGCCGGACCUUGUGAUAUUCUCAAGGUCGGCAAAGACAGUUAUUUGGUGGGAGCUAACAGUACCAUCUGAAGAGCGGAUCGCUGAAUCGCACGAGUACAAACUCGACCGAUACAGUGGUCUGCAGGCUGAGAUUCAGGCGAAAGGUUGGUGCUGUUAUAAUGCCGCAGUCGAAGUUGGAGCUAGGGGAGUGGUUGCGCAGAGUUUGGAGAGAGCUGCGAGGAGGAUUGGUUUUAGAGGAAGAGAGCUGAAGAAGCUGGUACGGGACAGUGGGAAAGAGGCAGCCCACUGUUCCAGAUGGAUUUACUUGUUAUCGAGAAAGAGGGAGUGGGAGUUCAGGAAGGUUGGAGCUUGA
Molecule: messenger RNA, 2127 nt
Organism: Bolinopsis microptera
Lineage: Eukaryota; Metazoa; Ctenophora; Tentaculata; Lobata; Bolinopsidae
Exons: 1
Coding region: 1-2127 (708 amino acids)
Source: RefSeq, a predicted model, not a curated record